AUGCAAUCUGAAUUAGAUUUAUUAGAAGAGAAAGCCACAUUAACUGAGCUUAAGGCUAAGAAUGCAGAACUUAUGGCCAAGAAAGCUAAACUUAAGACUAAAAAUGCUGAAUAUAUAAAGCUUAAGGAUGAGACUGCAAAGCUUAAGACCGAGAAUACCAAACUUUUAAAACAAAUUAUAGAGAAAUAUGCUAAAAAUAAGGUUGAUAUUGUAAAAUUAAAAAACGGUUUGCAGUAUCCAAUCCUCUUUGAGUGUAUUAAGGCAACAAUUCUUGAGCUUGAAGAAAAGAAUGCAAUAUUAAGACCAAUUAUAGAGGAAUUUGCGAAGAAAUCGGAAUAUAGCCAUCUUGUAACUGCCUUUGACAAGAAAAAUCGCAAAUUCCAAGCUAAAUGUAUUCAAAUAGCUGAGAAAAUUCUUGAUGAGGAACCGAUAAUUGAGUAUCGUCCUCCUUUCUUAGAUGGAUUAGAAUUUGAUGCUUUCUUUCAAAAAUAUCAGAUUGCAUUAGAAGUGCAAGGAAGACAGCACCGGUUUCAUAAUACUAGUUGGUAUAAGGAUGUUAAAAAACUCGAAGACAUUGUUAAUCCUUUGACGAGAAAGAAUGAUUAUUGGUUAACAAAAUUACCUAAUCGCAAAUUCAAAUAUCUGCAACACCAAACAAGCGAUUUAAGUCAAGACACUAGGACCGGAAGUUCUUGUCCUUCAGUCAAGGAAAUUAAAGAGUGGGCACCUGCACAAAUUGUUAGUUUCUUAGAGUCUAGAAAUUUAUAUCUUACGAAUAGUGAUAUCGAAAUGAUCAAGAAAAAUGGUAUCGCCGGUCAAGACUUUCUUCUCUUGAAAGAAAAUGAUCUCUAUCGAAUUGGAUUACCUAUUGGUCCAGCCAGAAGAAUAAUACAGUUAAUUAAGAAAAUUUUGGGAACAUCUUUAAUGGAUAGGCCAUCUACUAACCUUGUAUACGUAUUUAUUGAUAAUUCGAAUAUCUGGAUUGAAGGAAAGUAUACCGUUGAAAACCUCGAGCAGUUAGGUGGUGCACCAUUCUUGGUCGGUUUCCGACCGCCUCCUAACGAUUCAUUGUGGGCCCGCAUUAGGGAUCAAGGUUUUGAGGGAUUAUAG
This is a messenger RNA of Racocetra fulgida, 1110 nucleotides long. Lineage: Eukaryota; Fungi; Glomeromycota; Glomeromycetes; Diversisporales; Gigasporaceae. The record is from the annotation of a GenBank genome assembly.